Molecule: messenger RNA, 1304 nt
Organism: Dermacentor silvarum
Lineage: Eukaryota; Metazoa; Arthropoda; Arachnida; Ixodida; Ixodidae
Product: FAST kinase domain-containing protein 1, mitochondrial
Exons: 8
Coding region: 117-1055 (312 amino acids)
Biological process (GO): mitochondrial RNA processing; regulation of mitochondrial mRNA stability
Cellular component (GO): mitochondrial matrix; ribonucleoprotein granule
Molecular function (GO): RNA binding
Source: RefSeq, a predicted model, not a curated record
CACGCGCUGCGGUGAAGUGACACAAGAGACGUCUACUCUCGUCACCGCAGCCCCCUGCAUGGCCAUAGAAUUUCAGCAAUAAUGACCCUGGGCUGAACUUGUGAUGCGCUGCCGUGAUGGAUGAUGCUUCUCCCCGAUCUCUGGCUGCUUUCUGCAAAGUGCUGUCCAAGGAGCGGCUAUGGCUGCCUGACUACUUGAACCGGCUAGUGGCUUAUGCAGUGGAUAAGCCGGAAUGGCUCUUUCCUAUUACCUUGUGCCACCUGCCCUAUGUGUGCUUUCUUAGUGGCCUGAUUCCUGACAAAGCGGAACAGCUCGCAAAGGUUGUCAGCUCCGUCGUUCUGAGGAACUUUGACGACCUGCCGACUUUGGAAGUGCUUGAGGCAGCAGUGGCCCUGGGCUUCUUCCAGUGCCUGGAGAGUGACUUGAUCCACCGUAUUUUCGCUCUGCCCUUCAUGGAGCGCCUGGAUCGUGAGCUGACCGGAUUUGUUGGGAGCGAGUACUCGGAUCGCCAUGUGCGGGAGGUGCUGGCCAUGCUCAACCGCAUAACCUGCUUGGACUUUCCGGAAGAGCACGUGCCAUGGUUCCAUGACCAAUUCUACGCAACACGAGCCUUAAACACUCGAAGACAUUUCACUACCCUGCAAGGAGACGUUCAAGACAACCUGACGCACGUCCUAGGCGGAAGCCAGUUUGUGCAGUGCCAUGUAUUUGCACCCUACAGCUACCACCUUCAGCUGUGUUGUGAGCUGGACGCUUCAAAGGCACCUGUCCCACUCAACAGCAGCAGCGGGGAACACCGCAAGGUGCCGCAUAGCCAAGCUCCAGCAGCCUCACGUACAGCUCACAAAAGGAUCGCUGUCCUCGUGCUGGGAGAGAAGAGCUUUUGCGACAACUACCCUCAGAUUACGGGUUACCAGCAACUUAAAAUAAGGCACCUCGAGAUCCUCGGUUAUCAGCUGGUUCUGGUGCCGUUUUACGAGUGGAACUCAAUGAAGUUGGCUGAGCCAAGUGCCAAGCAAGACUACCUCCGUGGCAAGAUCUUUGGCAUCAGCUAGUGAAUAGCCACAGAGCUCUGUGAAUAGAAAUCUAUUGUGUAAUUUAUUUUUGUAAACAACAAAUAGUGAAGUAUAUAAACAUAGCACGACUAACAUGUACUCCUUCAUGAAGUCAUUAUCUUCUAAUAGCAUUUUACACCACCAAACAUGCUGCAGAGGCACUUUAAAGGUUGCCACAAUUCCAUCUGCUGGACAUACACAAAAAAAGAAGAAAAAAAAACGACCUCUGCACCUCCCACAUGCACAUAA